GAACAUUUGCAGUGGUAUAAUAGAGCGACGACAAGGAUAUUAUAAUAAUUUACAAUAAGCAGAUCAAACAUGGAUGGCGUGAAAACAACCAUAGUUGCUCAUCUAAAAGAGAUUUGUGUGGCUGCCGUUAUUGGAGUAGUUGUCAUCAAUGUAUAUAAUAGAUGCAAGAAGAAAAUCAAGAUAUCGUAUCCAAGAGACAUGAUUAUUCACCAUACUAUAUCUAGAGGACCGUUUGCCCCUAGCUUUACUCCAUUUUCUGUAAAACUGGAGACCUAUUUCAGGAUGGCAAAAGUUCCAUAUCAGAAUGAAUUCGACAGUGGAACUAACAUGAGUUCCAAAGGGAAAAUGACAUGGAUUGAAUACAAUGGGAAGGAGGUGGCGGAUUCAGAGUUUUGUAUCAAGUUCAUCAAUAAAACACUCAACAUAGAUUUUGACAAAGAUUUCACAGACGAAGAAAAGGCCAUUGCUUAUUCUCUUCAAAAAGUGGCGGAAGAAUAUUUCUACUGGGCGCUAUUUGUACAACGUCAUCUAUACGACACGGAAGGAGAGAUUUUUCAAUACGUCGAAGUUUCUUGGAUAGAAAAAAUAAUGUGGAAACGUGCAGCAACAAAACAAGCGCAUGCGCAAGGAAUGGGUCGCCAUUCUCAAGAGGAGGUAGAAACACUUAUUACUGAAUGUCUCCAGCACUUCUCUUCUUUCUUAGGGAAGAAAAAGUUCUUUCUUGGAGAGAAGCCUUGUCAGUCGGAUUGUGCUAUUUUUGGAAUUUUUUCCCAGUGCUACUGGCAUGGAUUCGGUUUAUUUGUAGAAAGGGAAUUCAAAAAGUUCGAAAAUCUCUGUAAUUACUGUGAGAGGAUGAAAGCAGAAUUUUGGCCUGACUGGGAUGACUGUAUUACACACGGUAAUACAAGGGAGGCGACUAAAUGAGGGAUAAAAUAUAGUUAUCCUACUUUUGCAUGCCAUGACAGAUUACUUCCACAUGUGCGUCUUUUUUUAUCACUUUAAUUAGGGUAAGAAUUAGAAUUACACCAAAAAUGACAGAACAAUUCGAAUGAAGUGACAAGGGUUUGAUCCAUAGGCCUAGAGGUCCUUUACCACAAUUGAAGUAGAGUAGGGUUUAUUUUUUAUUAACCAGGGGUAAAGUUUUGUGUUAAGUUUCAAAGAAGUUCCAGAAAAUGUUUAAAGUUUUUAUGGACCCUUUUCUGUGAGCAAUAAGUACUUUUAUUAUUAAUUUUUUAAAUAU
Messenger RNA from Saccostrea cuccullata (small rock oyster), 1240 nucleotides. RefSeq names its product failed axon connections homolog. Gene Ontology annotation, cellular component: cytoplasm. The transcript has 6 exons. Bases 70 to 924 code for a protein of 284 amino acids. The record is from RefSeq and is a predicted model, not a curated record. Lineage: Eukaryota; Metazoa; Mollusca; Bivalvia; Ostreida; Ostreidae.